This is a messenger RNA of Scaptodrosophila lebanonensis, 2164 nucleotides long. RefSeq lists its product as uncharacterized. Bases 68 to 2164 code for a protein of 698 amino acids. The transcript is spliced from 7 exons. Gene Ontology annotation, biological process: cell differentiation; anatomical structure development; regulation of transcription by RNA polymerase II. Lineage: Eukaryota; Metazoa; Arthropoda; Insecta; Diptera; Drosophilidae. The record is from RefSeq and is a predicted model, not a curated record. Gene Ontology annotation, molecular function: RNA polymerase II cis-regulatory region sequence-specific DNA binding; nuclear receptor activity; zinc ion binding.
CUUUUCUAGACAAAAACCACAUAUCACGCUGGAUACUUUAGGGUUUAAAUAUUUCCAUCAACGGAAAAUGGGAACAGCUGGCGAUCGUCUGCUGGACAUUCCGUGCAAGGUGUGCGGCGAUCGCAGCUCGGGCAAACACUAUGGCAUCUAUAGUUGCGAUGGUUGCUCUGGCUUUUUUAAGCGCAGCAUACAUCGCAAUCGCAUUUACACCUGCAAAGCCACCGGCGAUCUCAAAGGUCGCUGUCCCGUAGACAAAACACAUAGAAAUCAGUGCCGUGCCUGUCGGCUCGCCAAAUGCUUUCAGUCGGCCAUGAACAAGGACGCUGUGCAGCACGAGCGCGGUCCUCGAAAGCCAAAGCUGCAUCCCCAACUGCAUCACCACCACCAUCAUCAUCAUGCAGCUGCCGCUGCAGCCGCGGCGCAUCACCAUCAUCAUCACCACCAUGCGGCGGCCGCCCAUCAUGCAGCAGCCGCGGCAGCUGCAGCCGCCGGUCUGCAUCAUCACCAUGCCACCCACUUGCCAGUCUCGCUGGUCACCAAUGUCUCAGCCUCAUUUAACUACACGCAGCACAUUUCCACGCAUCCGCCGGCGCCCGGCUUCCAUUUGCCGAACCCACACCAUCAUACGCACCACCAUCCGCCGCAGCAUCCGCAGCAGCUGCAGCAGUCGGGACAACAGACGCCCCAGACGCCACAUGCCACGGCCUUUCAUCAUCCAUCGGGACAUGCGCUCGCGCCGCACGCCAGUCUGCAAAAUGGCGGCGCCACCGCUGUUGCCAACAGCAGCGCCGCUGCCCUCACCUUUCCACAGCAUCUGCUGCAUCACAAUCUCAUUGCGGAGGCGGCCAGCAAGGCGGCUGCUGCUGCCACUGCCACAGCGGUGGCCGCCGUCGUUUCCACUGCCACGCCAUAUGCACCACCGCCUAGCCACAAUCACAGCCACAAUAAUAACAACAACAACAACAACAACUACUCCUCGCCCUCGCCCACAAACUCCAUACAAUCCAUCUCCAGCAUUGGCCUCAGUCUGGGCAGCGAGAGUCCGCGCGUCAAUGUGGAAACAGAGACGCCCUCGCCCUCUGCCUCGCCGCCGCUCACAGCGGGCAGCGUCUCGCCAACACCCACGAUUACAGACACACAAAGCCUGGCCGCUUCGUCCACCUCGCCCCAGCCCAAUCCCUCAGCUUCCGGCCAUAGCCUGAGCGAGGGCACGACGCCGCCAAGCAAUGCAGCUCUGCUAAUCUGCAAUAACAACAACAACAACAACAACAACAAUAAUAAUAGUAGCAACUACAACAACAAUCUCAAGCAACUUAGUUAUGCAUCGAGCUCGCCGACGCCCACAACCCCCACACCACCGCCACUGCCAACGGGAGGAAGCAACACUGCCACGCCCCCCAACCACGCCGCAGCCCUCUAUUCGGCACGUCAGAACGGCUUCCUCGAACUAUUGCUCAGUCCGGACAAGUGCCAGGAGCUGAUACAAUACCAGGUGCAGCAUAAUACGCUGCUCUUCCCCACACCCCUAUCCCAGCAUAUGGUGGGCGUGGACUCGCGCCUUCUGUCCUGGGAAAUGCUGCAGGAGACCACGGCUCGUCUGCUCUUCAUGGCCGUGCGUUGGGUUAAGUGCCUAAUGCCAUUCCAGACGCUAUCCAAGAACGAUCAACAUUUGCUGCUGCAGGAGUCCUGGAAGGAGCUUUUCCUUUUAAAUUUGGCACAGUGGACCAUACCGCUUGACUUGACGCCCAUCCUCGAAUCGCCACUCAUCAAGGAGCGCGUGCUGCAGGACGAGGCCACACAGACGGAAAUGAAGACCAUACAGGAGAUACUCUGCCGCUUCCGUCAAAUCGCGCCCGAUGGCAGCGAGGUGGGCUGCAUGAAGGCCAUUGCCCUGUUCGCGCCCGAAACGGCGGGUCUGUGCGAUGUGCAGCCGGUGGAAAUGCUGCAGGAUCAGGCUCAAUGCAUACUCUCGGAUCAUGUGCGUUUGCGUUAUCCGCGGCAGGCCACCCGCUUCGGACGCCUCCUGUUGUUGCUUCCCUCGCUGCGCACCAUUCGUGCCUCAACGAUCGAGGCGCUCUUCUUCAAGGAGACCAUUGGCAAUGUGCCCAUUGCUCGUCUGCUGCGAGACAUGUACACCAUGGAACCGGCCCAGGUGGACAAGUAG